This is a messenger RNA of Knipowitschia caucasica, 666 nucleotides long. The record is from the annotation of a GenBank genome assembly. NCBI's taxonomy places the organism in Eukaryota, Metazoa, Chordata, Actinopteri, Gobiiformes, Gobiidae.
AUGGAGGAGGAGGCCAGAAGAGCCGGGGGGGCAGGUGGUUCCUCAGAUCAAUGCGCUCCGAUUGGCCGGCGAAUCAAUCAACGGCGUCCUGGGGGAGCUAUCGGUGGAAUCUUCGAGUCCGUAGAGAGCGGCCCGGCUGGAGCAGAGGAGCUGGCCUUUAAAUUUGCUCUUAACACAAUCAACAGGAACAGGACGCUGCUCCCCAACACCACGCUCACAUACGACAUCCAGAGGAUAAACAUUUACGACAGCUUUGAGGCCUCUCGGAAAGCGUGUGACCAGCUGUCCCUGGGCGUGGCCGCCAUCUUUGGCCCCUCCCACAGCUCCUCAGCCAACGCAGUGCAGUCCAUUUGCAACGCCCUGGGCGUCCCUCACAUUCAGACCAAGUGGAAGCACCAGGUGUCGGACAAUCGCGAUGUGUUCUACGUCAGCCUAUACCCGGACUUCUCCUCGCUGAGCCGGGCCAUCCUGGACCUGGUGCACUUCUUCAAAUGGAAGACGGUGACAGUGGUGUACGAUGACAGCACUGGUCAGAGGGGCGGUGAACGCACUAUCGAGCCCCGGACGGCAGCCAUAUGUCUGGGGUGGAGAGUGAGCCAGGACCCCCCCCCCCCCCCCUUUACUCCAAUGGGACAGGCUGCUGAUCUGUGUGUGGAGGGAGCAUAA